Molecule: messenger RNA, 4236 nt
Organism: Prorocentrum cordatum
Lineage: Eukaryota; Dinophyceae; Prorocentrales; Prorocentraceae
Source: the annotation of a GenBank genome assembly
AUGACGCAACUCAGGUCGUCGCUUCAGCAUGGUACGUUGCGAACUAUAUGCAGCCUGAUGUCCGAGGCCACCGUGCACGAUGGCGGAUCAUUUGCAUGGUUGGUGAGCGAUUCAUUGGCGACCAUACGUCCUCGGGGUGUUGAUCGUGUCCAAGGUAUCUCUUCCGAGUGUCUCUUCAGAUCCCUGGCAGAAUCGAUUGGCAGCAUGUAUCGCGCGAAGGUGUCUGGGCCAGAUAAUCGCGCCUGGGGCCUUGCAGACGAAGUCAGUCAGUGUCUCGAUGGCGCGGUCGUGGAGCCGUCUGGACUCCUCGGCCUCAAUUUGUUACCUCCAGUUGGUCGGACUGCCACGUUGGAUCUUUCUGUGCAUUCCAGUUGUCGGCUCACUGUGCGUCAAGUUCUUCCCGCGAUUGAGCGGCGAUUCCGUCGAGCAGGCAAGGCACAGGAUGAAUGUGCGUGUAUCGUCGCACCUGGUAGCGAGCAGGCGCUUCGAAUCCACAUUUCUGGUGAGCCAGACGUGAGCGCGCGCCGAAGUCUCACAGCUUGGUUGCAGAAGCACCCCGAGCUGGCGCCCGUCUGUUUCGUGCUGGCAGCUUGGUCCAAUACGCAGGGCGAUGGUUGGCCAUUGGCGGCUAUGGACGUGUGCACCUUGUUCGUUCGCCAUCGUCAGUUUUUGCUUGGAGCUGUCGCGGAGGGCCGAAGUGCGCAGGACGACAGCGAGUUCGAUCAGGCCGACCCGUUCGUGUGGUACACCGAGUGGACCCCGGCGGCCCUGUCGCAGCUGUUUGUUUCGCAGCAAACCGCAGCGGCGGGACGGGCUCCUUGCACGUGCCCGGGCGAGGCGCUCUACAGCUUCUUCGAUUGGGCACUGAGCGCGACCAGGGACAAGUCGCUAGUCGUGCGGCGCUUCCCUCCCGCGCCCGACUUGGAGUUGACGCGUGGCAGCCCAGGCAUGCAGUCGUUGCGAGCGGCGCUGCUGCGUGCAUACCAGCAGAUUUGCCUGGACCGACACGUUGCUGCCCUGGUGGAAGGCGCGGCCUCGCCCGACAUGCGCUCGCAGAUCUUCAGCAUCCGUGAUGUGGUAGAUGGGGUGUCGUGCUCCCGAGUCGAGCAGCAGCUGAAGGCGUUGGGUCGAGGGGAGGUGAUCCGCACAUGGCUUGACAGGUCAACGGCUCGCCUUGUCAUUAAGGUCGAGGUUCGCGGCAGCCGAGCUGACCUCGAUAGGAUCAGCGUCUUGAUAUGCGAGCUACGGAGGCGAUUUCGCGACAACACGCGGUUGCGCCUGCUCAGCCAUUGGCAGGGCAAGUUUUUGGUUGAUGAGAGCAAGCCUAAAAUCCUUGACGCUGUGAAGCACAACCAGGUCACUAUCCUGAGCGCCAGCACAGGCUCUGGAAAGUCGACCGGCGUUCCCAGGAUGAUGUUGGAAGACGACGACAUCUGUGGCCCAAAACGCAUCAUUGUCUCGCAGCCUCGCCGCAUCGGCGCAAUGAGCUUGGCCAGGCGCGUGGCAGAGCUCUGCGGCACAGAACUUGGUCAUGAGGUUGGGUACCGCAUCGGGGGCGUAGCGGAGGUCAGCCGGUCGUCUCGGUUGGUGUAUGAGACAACUGCAAUCGCCAUGCAGCAAUUUUUGCAGGGUGCAGGCGGCAUUUCUUGCACGCACUUAAUAGUGGACGAGGUCCACAAUCGUUCCGUGUUCGAUGACGUCCUUCUGGCAGUGUUGAAGCAUGACGUACUCAAGCGUGACAAACAUUUGAAGGUUAUACUCAUGUCAGCCAAAACAGACUGCACCAAAUUGAAGAACUACUUCAAUGACGGCACCGAUGGGAUCAAUGGGCGUGCUUGGAUCGUGACGAUCGAGGGGGCGACACACCCCAUCGACAUACGGUACAUAAAUGAGAUCCCAUCAUUCAACCACUGCACGGGCGUCGAUCCUGCCUCAAUGGCUAACUUCAUCUGGCACCUCCAUGAGACAAACAGCAGGAGGUCAAAGUUCUUGGUGUUCUUGCCAGGUCGAGGGGACAUCAACAACCUGUCCACGGAGCUGCUCGAGAAGCAAGACGAACUUAACAGGCACGAGCUAGACGUGAAGGCCUUGUACGCGGGCAUCGCGGUGGAGAAGCAGCAACAGAUUCUGCAGUCAUUUGAGGGCGGCCGUUUGCGCGCGGUGAUCCUUGCUACUGACAUUGUGGAAUCGACUGUGACAAUUCCCGAUGUUGAUGUGGUUAUCGACACCUGCACCCACAAGCGCAAGAAAUUCAACGAGGCGAUGCAAGAGUACCAGCUGCAGGAAGUGCCGAUCGCCCAGGACGAAGCGCUGCAGCGAGCCGGUCGCACUGGGCGGCUGGGGCCCGGAACGGUAUACCGCUUGAUCCCCGAGGAAGCUUUCUUGCGCUUGCCAGCGCACGCCACAGCACAGAUGGAAAGCGCCAGCGUUUCUGAGUUGUUAUUGUUGCUGGCAGGGUCUCCGGUCGUGAAAGACCCGCGCCAGUUUCUGCAAGACUGCGUGUUGUCGCCCCCGAACAGGGAUCGUGUGGAGGAGUCGUUUCAGCACCUGAUCGAGGUCGGAGCUGUUGACGACCAGUUCAGGCCAACUCCGUUCGGUUGCCUCUUGCAGAAAUGGCCCGCUGAACCGGAAUUGGGCCUCCUCGUGUGGAGCGGCCUCCGCUUCGGCGCCCUGGAUGCUUGCACGGUGCUCGCAGGGGUGGUGCAGCGUGGUUCCCCAUUUCUUCAGGAUGCAAGCUUCCGCCCCUUCGAAGCUCGUCAAGUCGUCGACGUCCGGCGUGCCUGCUGCCCAGACUCCGAUUUGCUGGCAGGCUUGCGGGCGUUUGACGCGUGGCAGGAGUUUCUCCGCGGGCACAAAGGGCGACCAAUCCCAUCUGUGAAGGAGGAGGCGGCUUGGUGUUGGAACCAUUACUUGUCCCUGAAUGUGUUGCAAGAGAUCCAGGAGAUGCAGUGCCAGAUCCAGGGCGUGCUUGCAGAGCUUGGCUGGGUGGAGAGCACUUGCACAGAGCAGUUGAAGAAGAUCAUGGGCCUCCGCAGGUCGCAGCACCUCCGAAUGCAGUCGGCUGGGAAGGCAAUGCCGCACGGCAGCGAGACCUCUUCUCGCGAUCCAGCUCGAAGUUUGGAGAGUCUCGUGGGCAAGUACGAUCCUGAAGACCUCCGGCUGUUAGUUGCACGAUGGUGCAUUGGGGUUGCUUUUCUGCCGAACGCUGUGGGGAUAAAAGGAGCACCGAGCAAAACUGUCAAAUACAGAUGCAAGAGAUCCGGGUCUGGCGGCUCAAGAUUGCCCAAUUUCUUGAGCCGAGAGUUGGGCUUGCAGAUACUUCAAAGUAGCGAGAGGGAGACCACAUUUGUCUCUGCUUCUGAGGCCCAACGCGCUGUGCAGAUGGGAAACGUUGCUUGGGGGCAGGGAUUCCCGUACAACAAGAAACCAGAACUUUCAUGUCGCCCAAUCGUAACGGCAUGUUGCCAGUGCUACCGCCGACAAGCAGAUGGUGUCAUUGUGGGUUCUGACAGCGUGUGCAUGCCCGUCGCGGAACCGCCAGUGGUGUUAGUUGGUGCUAGUAUGUUGUUUGUCGAGGGGAAGAAGAGCUCUCAUCUCAUGUGCUCUCAGAUGACUGCUAUCCCAGAGCAGCUGUUCGGCUCGCUGCUUGCUAUGCGGCCGAACCAAAGCCAGAGUGGAUGCAAAGUCACAGCCAAUGUGCGCGGCAUGCCAGAGCAACGCGAGUUGCCCAGCCAUCACCUGGAGCUGCUUCGACAGCUAAUUGGCUCGGCUGCGAACCGCUCCCAGUUCUCUCAUUGUAGCAGCUCUGCCUUUGGUCAAAGUAGCGGCGCAGGAGUCCAGACCAAGGUGGCGACGCAACCCACACCAGCGCUUGCGGCCGCCCAUGCCAAGGCGAUGAUGCAGCAGAGUCAGACAGCCUCUGACUUAGUCGCCCGUCUGAUGAAGCUUGCCGAGGAGGAGUCGAUCAGAGCCAGGCCGUUGCCCCCGGUCACGUGCUCGCUGAUAUGCGUGCGCAGGGACAUGUAUGGCAGACUCAUCGGCAAGGGUGGCGAGAACAUGAAAUUGUUACGAAAAAUGUAUCCAGAUGUAAGCAUAGACGUACCGAAGGCAGGAGAUGGCGGCCACCCGUCUCUUGAAGGUCCCGAGGACAAGGUGAUGUCCGCAGCGCAAUAUAUUCUUACGAGCUUGGGCUUGCAACAGUACAUCCCUUCGAUCGUCGUGGAAAGAACUAUGUGA